Messenger RNA from Benincasa hispida (wax gourd), 912 nucleotides. It is a transcript of the gene CCOAOMT1, whose product is annotated as S-adenosyl-L-methionine-dependent methyltransferases superfamily protein. Gene Ontology annotation, molecular function: S-adenosylmethionine-dependent methyltransferase activity; O-methyltransferase activity. The record is from RefSeq and is a predicted model, not a curated record. NCBI's taxonomy places the organism in Eukaryota, Viridiplantae, Streptophyta, Magnoliopsida, Cucurbitales, Cucurbitaceae.
AUGGCUUCCACAAAAAACGGACAAGAAGACCAGAACCAAGCCGGAAGGCACCAAGAAGUCGGCCACAAGAGCCUCUUGCAAAGCGAUGCUCUGUAUCAGUACAUUCUGGAGACGAGCGUUUAUCCAAGGGAGCCUGAAUCGAUGAAGGAAUUAAGAGAAUUAACAGCCAAACAUCCAUGGAACAUAAUGACGACAUCAGCGGAUGAAGGACAGUUCUUAAACAUGUUAUUGAAGUUAAUUAAUGCGAAGAAAACGAUGGAGAUUGGAGUUUAUACUGGCUACUCGCUUCUCGCUACAGCCCUAGCUCUUCCUGAAGAUGGAACGAUUCUGGCUAUGGAUAUUAACAGAGAAAAUUAUGAGUUGGGUUUGCCGGUGAUUGAGAAAGCCGGUGUUGCUCAUAAGAUUGAAUUCAAAGAAGGCCCUGCUCUUCCUGUUCUUGAUGAGAUGGUCGCCGAUGAAAAGAAUCAUGGAAGCUAUGACUUCAUAUUCGUGGAUGCUGAUAAAGAUAACUACAUAAAUUACCACAAAAGAUUGAUCGAUCUGGUCAAAGUUGGGGGAGUGAUCGGGUACGACAACACUCUAUGGAAUGGGUCGGUGGUUGCUCCACCCGAUGCACCCAUGCGCAAGUAUGUUAGGUAUUACAGGGACUUUGUAUUGGAACUCAACAAGGCUCUCGCUAUCGACCCUAGAAUUGAGAUUUGUAUGCUCCCUGUUGGUGACGGAAUCACUCUCUGUCGUCGUAUCAAAUGAACACCCUAACAUUUCAUGCACUUCCACCUACACGUUUACUCAUACUCUUCUUCAUUGUUGUUAUUGAAGGGUCUUGCUUGAAUUUGCCCUUUCUUUUCUUACCAUUUGAUCUCUUCUUUUUAAUAUCAAUUUUCUCUUUGGGAGUUUUCUAUGUAAUUCAAA